AUGGCAGCUCCAUUAACACCCCUCCGCCUUUCCUUAUCUACCUUGCGCAUCCUCCGCCAGACCACAACAGCUCGACAUUUCACACAAGUAGCAACAGCAACAGCCCACGCAAGCUCAUCGCCCCGAACGCCCACCUCCGCACGACCAUCUCUCCCAUCCCACCCACCCACCACCACCACCACCACCAGCAACAGCCCUACCCCCCACCUCCGCCACCUGCACACGACUCCGGGCCGCGCCCGCCAGCGCCGCACCCCGCUAGCGCACAACCGCGAACCCGUGCCGGCGCAGGCGCCGCCGACCGACCUCGGCCAGCUGGACGUGCUGGGCGCGGCGCCGGUGCCCACCACGGCCGGUCGACGUCUCCCACGCCGACGGCUUCUCCCUCAACUCGGGCGUGCACAUCCGUGGAGGGGCCGGCGUCCUGCUUGUGGGGGGGGAGGCGUUCGUUUGGCGGCCGUGGUUGAUCUGCUGAUUUUGGGACUCGGGCCUGAGAUACGCCCGUUGAGCCCUGCUACGAGACGGGCCAUCAGCAACCUCGGGAUGAGGGUCGAGGUGUUGGAUACGAGGAACGCGGCUUCGCAAUACAACAUGCUGGCGACGGAACGGGGGGUGGAGGAUGUCGCUGCGGCGUUAAUACCAAUCGGCUGGAAGGAGGGUGCGCAAUGA
Molecule: messenger RNA, 669 nt
Organism: Chaetomium globosum CBS 148.51
Lineage: Eukaryota; Fungi; Ascomycota; Sordariomycetes; Sordariales; Chaetomiaceae
Exons: 2
Coding region: 1-669 (222 amino acids)
Biological process (GO): mitochondrial respiratory chain complex I assembly
Cellular component (GO): mitochondrial inner membrane
Source: RefSeq, a predicted model, not a curated record